Molecule: messenger RNA, 8865 nt
Organism: Aedes aegypti (yellow fever mosquito)
Lineage: Eukaryota; Metazoa; Arthropoda; Insecta; Diptera; Culicidae
Exons: 24
Coding region: 2435-8857 (2140 amino acids)
Molecular function (GO): protein binding
Source: RefSeq, a predicted model, not a curated record
CCGAGCAGGACCUACUAGCCUUCGCUGCAGUGCACUUGAAAUCAGUCUUGCAGGUCGUCACGCGUCGAGCACACUGCCCCAGUUUUCCGUGCGCUAAAGCAGUCGUCGCAGUUUCGUGGUGGGAAAAAGGAGUUUAGGAGUGAGGAAGCAGGCCCAAGGAUGAUUGCUGGAUAGGGCAGGAGCGGUUGCCAUCGCGUUUUGUAACGGUUUUGAACUCUCCGGAUUGAAGUCGUCGGCUGCGAAGGGCUAAUUAUAAUUAGCAGUGCGAAUUAGUUGCUGCCGCAGUUUACGUUAGAAAAAGCCCAAGGCAACGUGCUAGACUGCCGGAUGGAAGUGGUGGUGGUAUUUCAGUGGAGGAGCUAUAAUUAGUUCUUCGCCUCUUUCAAGUUUUUCAAGUUAUAGCGUACCCUCGAGGAUUGCCGCCGCGAGAAUUUCCUGAGGAUCUGGAGUACCUCACGCGGGAAAUGAGCAACUUGUCUCCAGCUGGAACGUUGGUACUUGUGUGUCGUUCAACUAGAAAGAGUUCAAGCUGAAGGAUCAUCUUCUCUAUGUGGAUUGGAUUUGAAUAAGAUGGCUUAAAGUGUGUUAGCUUUUCGAUUCAAGUGAUUCAAAUUCAUGUGAUUUAUCAAAUGGAAAUCUACGUAAUAUAGAUGGUGAAAAGUUAACCAGUCCUCGAAGUACCAUCUGCAAAGCUCAAUCCAGUGAAAACCCAUGUGCUCGGUUUGCUGCCAGAGUGGAAAUAUUCACUGUAUUGCAUAAUUCAAUUAAAAGAGAAAGUUAAAUAUUGGUGCGCGUGUGUAAGCAUACGUUGAUUCGUGUUGAAUAAAUAAUUUAAGUGCGCAUUCCUUAGAAAUAUAAAACCAAACUGUUUGUGAAGUGUAAAUAGUGUAUAUAUGAGUGUUACCGAGAAAAGUCGAUAUUGAUACUUCGAAGAUAUUGCCAAUAAUUCAAGUUGAUGGAAAACUCAUAACAGUCGGAUUAUACGUUCCAGAACAGCACCGAGUGAGCAUAAAGAAGCAGUUCACGGGCAUUUCUAUGGAACGCAAUCAACCAAAUCCAAGCACCAAGUCCCAAAUUCUCAAGCCAUAAUCUUCAAGAAACCAAUAACUCCGCAGAAACCGCAACUUGCACACAUCAAUAAACAGUCUCGAAAUCCCAUUCGAAGCAAAAUCUGCGAUAAGAAACACUUAUCGACGAAAAGUUUCAUUAUUAAUUUUCUGGUUUUCCAACCACGUGCAGCAACAGAAACAGCAAUAACACCGCCCUUGUUCUGAAUUUCUUCGGAACAUACAUACAAGAACACUUUCUCCGAAAUAAAACAUCAACAACAACUUCGGCGGUCGUGUGGCAUGCAAUCUUCCCUGCACCCAUCCCGGUAUUCGGUGCUCCAAAACGAGCAAAACACAUAUUGAUUCGGUUUUGUGUGUACAUCAGCAUCAACAAGAUCCCCUUCAAGAUCAGCAUCCGAGUCGAUGGUAGCGGAAGCAACCGAGCCAAAUUUGCAAUUAAACCUGAUUUAGGGUCAGAGCGAUUAAAGCGGGUCGGGACUUCGGUGUUCGCAGGAUUUAAGCUCCCCUCGUUAGGAAAGCUACCGUCGUCGAGGGGGAUCAACAACCAUGAAAAGCUCGCUGGCGUAACAUGUGGAUAUCACACCGUGCAUAAGGCCGCUUUGAAAAUCCUCGACAGCAGCAAAAUCUCCCACAAGUGGCAAACGGAAGCAGCGCAGGCAGCCCAGGCGCAAGAGUGAAUCUCCAUUUGUCUGAUUAAAACCGGUGUUCCAUCAUCCCGUUUUUUGGCGGAAGUGGGCAGAGAGACGGUGCGGUGGUGCAUCAUUAGGUGUCGUGUCCCAGAUGGUGUAGGGAAUCAUUCUGGACGAGUGGAAACCGGUUGAUCAUCCCGGCUGCCGCCCGCGUGUACAGGUGAAUUAGGGCAACGGAAGAUAGUAAUAAGAGAAGAAACGCUUUUCGUGGAAUUGAAGGCGGGUUGAACAAGGAAGAUCUUUGGCGUCGUCGUCGGUUGGGGCUUGUGAGGACGAGCGUAAGUGAAUGUGAUUGAGUGAAAAGUGGAGAAUUAAAUUGGUGGUGAAAUUUAUUGGAUUAUGUUGGCGGAUUAAAUCAAGGGCGGGAUGCAACGAGUGAAAAACAAUGGAGGAUUGAAUCAGGUUGUAGAAGGUUGAAGAAAUGGGAUACAAAAAUUAGGGAAUCGAUCGGGAGACAGCCGUAAGGAUAGGGAUAUAGCAGCAAAAAUAAAGAUUUCUUCGUGCUCACCGUAAAGUUGUCAUCAUUGUUCCUGCACUAGUAGCUAGUACAGCUUUCGGGAACAAGUCUUCAAAGUUCAUACAAAUUUGAGAAAAAAAGGAAAACAACGCCAAGAAACGGAAUAAACUCCUGCCAGUUAACUUCUCGUAAUUCUCGCAACUCAAAACGCACUAACAAUGGCUGCCACAAUGCGAUCCGGAGGUUUGCAUCACGCUUCUUCGCUCGGAAACAUAGAAGCUUCCUCAUCACAGUCGAACACAAAUCUAGCCGCCAGGAGCUACGAUUCUGAAGAUGAAAAUAUGGGUAGGAAAAAAGGACGCCCUUUCGACACCGGACCCGGCUCGAGAGCUCCUGUCUACUCAAAGGGAGAUAUCCGCGAACAGUACUGCUUGACAGACAGACAGCUCAACUCGAUAGAACAGCCACGAAGGGAACGCUUUUUCGGCUGCUGGUCCGGACGGAAUGCCCAUCAAUCCUUCCUGGGGGUGUGCGUGGGGCGGAGAGCACCAUCCGAUGAGAAUCUAGCAGAUUACGCCCCAAUGCAACGGUAUCCGAGAUACAUUAAUCCGGGACCAAUAACAAAAUCCAUCCUGCAGCAGUACGAUGAUGAGCUGGAUAAUCCAUACUUUCGGCGAAAACCGACAUCGUUUCUGGCUGGAAGCGGCGGUGGAACGGGUGCAGGGCCAGGAGGUGCGAUGGUCACCGGAAGCAGCGCUACUCUGCCAGCGGGAGAUGUUCGACGGUGCACCUGGAUGCCAAUGGACGACGACGCCGUACGGAUAGAGGGGCCAAGACUGUACCGAUGUCCAGCGCAUACGGAACUUCCACCGCCUCCACCACCACCAAACGUUGGCCUUAUCGAUGGCAUUGCAGGUGGACCACCAAGGACCAAGCACGUCAGCUUCGCCCGCUCGUACACCCUGACGUCCUUCGACGAAGCCAUGGGUGGUCGACCGCUGUCCCGUCUAGCCGCAGCUAGAAGCCAAGAAAGACUGAUAGGUGGCAAAAAACCGACCAUCACCCUAGCCCAGCACCAGCCUUCUGCAGCCCAGUAUGGAACGCCUCUGCACUCGAUACUCCAGCAACCGAACCAACAGCCACUCCUUGCCCAGCAACUGCAACAACAGCACCAACAAUUGCAGGUCGGUCAGCAACAACCACCGUCUGUCCAUCAGCACAUUCACGCGCACCAGCACAUGCAGCACCUUCAGCCUCCCCAUCCCGGACAACUCAUUAGUCAACACCCACACCAGCAUCAACAUCACAUAGCAGUAAUGCAACAGCAGCAACACCAACCCCCUCCUGGAAGUGGCGGGCUGCUGACAACAAGCUCAACACCAUCAGCCAUUCAACAGCAGCAGCAGCAAUUACAGCAACAAAUGCAGCAGCAACAACAGCAGGAGGUCGUAGUGAUAGAGAAAAUCAAACGAAGUGCCAUGAAAACUCAAGCAACGCAAACCGAGGUGUAUUUGAACAAGAAAGCUGCUGCGCCACAUCAUCUGUCGCUGAGUCCGAGGACGAUCCAUAGGGUAAAAAUGGUAUCGCAAGGAGCGCAAACCAACGGAGGACUAAACGGCAGGAAGCUGACGAAAAGCCUCUCGGAAGCUGCCGAUCGGAUACAGGAGAAUGGUAUCGAUAUCGGCGUCGAGUCGGAGGAACUGAAAACUUCCAUCGAGCAUGAGCAGCUUCAUCGUACACAGUCCGAAGAGCCGCCCAAAUCACCCUUCACCAUCACUUCACCGCCAUCAAAAUCACCGCUCAUGCAACAUUUUGAAAUGCCUUCACGAACAUCGUCCCAGAUGAGUCACUCCGAGACGUCCCGAAGCGACAACUAUCCGUUGGAUAAGAUCAUGACUCAUUCGAGGAAUCACUCCCAGGACAGUGCCACUUCAUACCGAUCGACUGAUGGAUCUCGGGCAUCGUACGAGACUAGUUCCUACCCGUAUGAAAUGUAUGAUAGCAUCGUUAUCCCUAGACAGGGAAGUCACACGUUGUCGAACGAACCGUUUCAAAUUCUACGGAGGGACAUCGAACAGGUUCAUCACCAUGGUCAAGAAAACGGAUACGUGUUCGAAACCCAUAGCCUUCCGAGGAGAACUUGCAUCCAUCACAAACCGGAAGAAUUUCACACCCACACGUUGCCACGACGUGACUAUCAUCCACAUCAUCAUCAUGAGAUCAUCUUCAAAGAUCAACUUAAAAUGCCUCCUCAAGAGUUGCUCAUCUCGAACGGUAGUGUUAAUCAAGAUAUUCGUUCUUUCGACAGCAACAGUCUCAAUAGACGAAUGUCCUCCCAUCACGUAGCCAUGCAGCAAGACAAACAGAACCAACAGCGGCGAGCUUCCUACGCUUAUGUCACUCCGGAUACUCACACCUUGACCCGCCGAAACUCCAUCUCCCAUCAGCAAGUGCAAAAAGUUCAACCCAUGAUCCAAACCCCGAUUCAACAACAGCAUCAACCUCAACCUCAAAUACAGAAGCAACCUCAACAACCUCCCCUACAACAUCCACCUCAGCAACAACAAUUUCAACCACUAGUUAAACCCCAACCUCCCAUCUUCUCGCAACCAUCGCUCCCUCCACCCUCGUGUCCCAUCACUCCACCCAACAUCCAACCGCUGGACAUGCAGGACGACACUAAAUCCUCAUCUGACGAAAGUUGUUCCACCUGUGAAUCCGAGAGCGAAAAAGAUGACAAAGAAGAACAGGAAAUUUUCAUUGACUUCAAACCUCGCGUCUCACCUGUUCCAUCGCCCAACGCCGUCAAGAAAAAGAAACUCCAGAAAACACUUUCCGAAGGGGAAAUCCUCGUUGAUCGAAAAAAGACCAAGCCAACCGCCCAACCGCCCACCAGUGUCAUCUCGGCCAGUGAGGAAGAUCUGAAAUCUCCCAUCGUCGAUCCGCACAAGGAUGCAAAUUUGCAGUUUAGCGAAACGCCCAUCAAAGAUGAAGGCAUAUUUAUCGGUGCCCCGUCACCUGCCGAUGCAAACCGGCGGAAGGAAUCGUUUAGGAAGCGGUCCGUUAGCUUGGACGAUCCAACCAGCAUGGAGGAGCAGGACGAGGAGAAGGGUUUACUCGAAGAACUGGAAGCGGACACCAAGGAUGAUAAAAUGGCAACGGCACCACCGUCGCCAUCCCGGGAGGAAAGACUUUCCAUCAAAUCCCAUUCGCCGUUCCACUCGUCGGAAUCGCUUGCCACCAGGGACAACUCCGACGGCAUCUGGAACGAAUCGCAGGCAACAAUCAUGACGCCGAGUUUGACUGAGAAUGGCAAGCUUACGCCUACAUCGAAGCGGAAACACCUUCUGCUACAGCACCAGCAGCGCAGCUCGAUGGAUACGGACGCACUCGACAUGGAGGAUAUUGCUGAUCAGCCUCUGCCUCCCCUUCCGGUGACGGUUACGGCCACAUCACAGAGCACCGUUUCCCCCACAACCAUACAGUCCGUGGCACCUCUACCGUCAACUGCAACAAACGGAACGAUUCCAUCUCCAUCAACGGCGGCAACUGUUUCGGUGACAACCGGUAUUGUGAAACCAACGCCAUCUAUCGCUGUGAUUCCUUCGCUCAGCAUCGAACGCGAGGAGCGAGAUCUGCUGCUACAGAAGCAGAUGCACAAAACUGCGACCCUUCGGCGCCCUUCGAGACCACUGUCACCAUCGAAACGACGCGGCAGCGAACAGCAUCAGAAGCAACUUUCCAAAAUCGAACCGCUCAUUCAUCGCUCCCCAGAUAACAACGAACGUAUAGUACCAUCAAACCUGAAAGACCAAUCGCCCAUCAGUGCACCUUCAACACCACACCAAACCCAUCCACCAGAGUUCUUCAAGCAAUCUGCUAAUGCUCCAACAGUUCCCUCCUCAUCUCGCCAUCCCCCCGCAACGGCCAUAGCUCCAUCGCCUCGCUUCGAGCACGCCAAGCUUAAAGGAUUGGAUGACAAGGACCUACUUGGCGACGGUGGUGCCGGCUCGGAAGGAAGCACCACCGAAGACUACAACACCUGCACCGAUAACUCGAAGCGCACCAUCACUGCAACGUCUACCGUCGGCGGAAGCAAAGGUAUAUUUAAAACCACCCACACGAUUAGACAACCAACAAGCAAACAAGUGACAGCCAACGCCACCCAGGAAGGCUCAUCCUUUGAGAGCGCAUCCUCCUUGUACAGUCUCGCUCGAGUCGAUGCCAUUUGCGAGGAUACACCUCCAAUCGAGGAGAGACCAUCGGCCCCUCAAAUUCCACCCCUCCCGAAACCGUCACCAACUCACUCGGUUAGUAGCAGCUCCAGCGGAAGCUACAAAAUGGCAAACAAGAAGCGCACAAGUUCUCCAUCACGACAAACCAUCCCGAAAACACUGCCAGCAAAAACGAAAAUCAAACCGGAGUCAAUAUCCGAUGACGAGAGAAGCGAGAAACGCUAUUCUUCCUCACACGACGAAAAGGACAUCAAAGGAACUGUUGCCAGACCCACUCGAAGAGGUCGCGAUUGGAACGAAGAGGAGCGGCGUAGGAAAAAGAGUUUGUUCAAGUUGGAGUUCGACAAAGAUUCGCUCAAGACCUAUACGACUCCGAUGAGGCAACCAAGUCCUGGUUUCAAGAAAUUGUCCCCAGAAGACAAAGGGGCCCUGAACACCCUGGAUGGUACCAGUCCAAGCAGCAAACAGAAACGCUUCCGGCCUAAGACUAGAAAAUUACCACGAUCCAGAACUUCUGUUGGUGGCGGUGAAGAAUCCGUUAGUACACCAAUGCGACGAGUUAAAACUCCCCUGAUUCGUAGUCCCGAAAAGAUGCAAGCCUCUACUUUACCAGUGCACACAGUGACAACGCCAAAACUUAGUCCCUCUCAGUAUUAUUCUCAAAUACGUAGUCCUCCGUCCGGUAGUUCUCCCUUGAAGCAGAAAAUUUCCCCAGAAAAACGACUUAAAGCAAAAUCCACUGAGUCGUUGCGAUCGGUGUCUCCGGGAUCGGAUUCCGUAUUCUACAGUGAAGCAGAUGGCUUGUCUCAAUCCGAUAAGCAAAUUCAUUGCCAUCACUGCGGUAAGGACGUCGAGGUUGUUAGUGUUCCCGGUGAAUCGGAAGGAUCCAUGACGGCACUAACGUUAGAUUCGACGGACGGCGAUCGACCGGAUAUAGUGCAGCCCCCGGAGGGGUUCGCUGAUUCUCCCGAUUGUACGAAAACUCCCCACCACACACGACUGUAUAAGAAGAUGGACAAGCGAUUUCGUUCCGAAGAUCGACACGCCGAUCGUAGGCACUUUAAAUCGCGGCAGGAGUAUCGAGCGAAGAGUGAGGAACGCGGGAAAGACGACAGCGAACAGGGUACCUUACGACCCGCAGGAUCUUCACCUUGUGUCGCGCCUGUAGCUCCGUACAGCGACCAUCAGGUUGAACCGGAGCAAGGUGUCUAUCAUGGUAACUACAAAGCCGGAUUGUGGAUCUGCAUUGCUGACCGAGAUGUAUGGCGACGACAUGAUCUCCUUGGCGAAGGUAGCUUUGAUCGACCUCCUCGGGAUCUUGCCGAACGAAGAGGGUCAACCGAAUCCGAGAAGGACUUCCGUAAAAAGUAUCAAGCAAUCACUCAUAGACUGGUCCACCGGAAAUCAUGCGUAGAGAUGUAUCGCCGGCAGAAUACGAAUAGCUUUGAAACGGACAAAACGGUUGUGGUAUGCAGAAAAUCAGGUGAGUUUGGUUUCCGCAUACAUGGUUCCAAGCCAGUGGUAGUUUCUGCCAUCGAGCCGGAUACUCCAGCGGAAAGUUCGGGCCUCGAAGUGGGAGACAUCGUGCUGUCGGUGAAUGGGAUUUCAGUGAUCGACAAGAGCCACUCAGAAGUGGUCAAAAUCGCUCACGCUGGUAGUGAUACUUUGGAGUUGGAGGUUGCAAGAACGAUCGGUGUGUUGUCUCCGCUAGAGGAUACUACAAUCAAUCCAGCGAUCUACUCGGGUUUUCUGUGGCGACUGUCCAGUAGUUCUACUACUAAAUGGGUUCGACGGUGGUUUUCGCUUCGCCCUGACCACUGUCUAUAUUUCUACAAAUCAGAGUUGGAUAUCCAACCCAUCGGUGCCAUCAUACUGACCAACCACAAAGUGGAACGACUUGGGGUGGAAGCGGGUGGUCGACCUUUUGCAUUUGCCAUCGAAACUGAAGAGGGCACCAAGGUGAAGCUAGCCGGGGAUACGGAUGAAGCUGCGAGUCGAUGGAUAGCCAUAAUCAGCCAUGCGGCUCAACAGAAUGAUCUUUGGUUGGAUACAAGUGCUCGUAAUCUAAGACUGCCACCGAACGGAAUUCCAAAGCCAGAUUGUGUCGGUCCUCUGACGAAACUAGGAAGCAAGUGGCGAUCAUGGACCAAGCGGUAUUGUGUGCUGAAAGAUGCUGUUCUCUACUUCUAUCACGAGAGCACCAGCAAGAAUGCUUUCGGAAUGGCAUGCUUGCAAGGAUAUCGAGUUCAACCAUCCUCUGCUGGUGGCAAAAAGUACGCUUUUGAGAUUGUUCCUCCAGAGUUGACGUUGCGUCACUAUUACUUCCAUACUGACACAGAAAUGGACAAGAAACGCUGGGUUGCCGCCCUGGAAUACUCGAUAGACCGGUGGAUGAAGGCUGGCUGAAACACACU